Castor canadensis (American beaver) is the source of this 420-nucleotide messenger RNA. RefSeq names its product cytochrome c oxidase subunit 7A1 (gene Cox7a1). Gene Ontology annotation, biological process: regulation of oxidative phosphorylation; mitochondrial respirasome assembly; mitochondrial electron transport, cytochrome c to oxygen. Gene Ontology annotation, cellular component: respiratory chain complex IV. The record is from RefSeq and is a predicted model, not a curated record. Lineage: Eukaryota; Metazoa; Chordata; Mammalia; Rodentia; Castoridae.
GCGGUGGGCGUGGCCUGGGACCCCCCGGGGAGCGCGGCGCGUCCUUGGCGCAGAGGGGACGUGACUGCGGCCGAGGACGCAGGAUGAGGGCGUUGCGGGUCUCCCAGGCGCUGAUUCGCUCCUUUAGCUCCACGGCGCGGAGCCGCUUCCAGAACCGCGUCCGGGAGAAACAGAAGCUCUUCCAGGCCGACAAUGACCUCCCGGUGCACUUGAAAGGCGGGACAACGGACAACCUCCUGUACCGACUGACAAUGGCGCUGACCCUGGGGGGCACUGUCUACAGCUUGUACUCCCUCUGCUGGGCCGCUUUCCCCCACAAGAAGUGAGACAAGAAGAUUGGAGAGCCUGGAGAACGUGGGCAGACAUCAAUAAACUAUUGGAUUCUUGGGAACCAUGCCAGCUCUGACUUCUGUGUGUGCC